AUGGCCUUCACUGAGGAGGAGCAAAACAGAGCUAGCGAUUCCACAAGGAAGAAGCGCAAGAGAAACAGAAAGAAGAAGAACAUUGAAGAAACCCCACAAGUGGAAGAAGAGGAAAAUCUCGAGGAAUACGAGGAAGAAGAGGAGAAGCUCGAGGAAUACGAGGAAGAAGAGGAGAAGCUCGAAGAAGACAAUGAAAAUAGCGAGGAGGAAGAAGAAGAGGCUGUGAAGAAAAGUGCUGCAAUAGAGAAGGAAAAAAAGAAGAAGAAGAAGAAUAAAUUGAAGAUAGAGGAGAAGGAAUUGGACGAGAUUGGUUUGAAGAGAGAGACCAAGGCAAGCGGGUCGCAAGGGAUCAUGAGCUCUGAAGCAUUUUCCAGCCUGCCCAUCUCCGAGCCCACCAUGAAUGCCAUCAAAGACUUGGGGUUUCAGCACAUGACUCAGAUCCAAGCUAGAGGGAUACCGCCGCUACUUGAAGGCAAAGAUGUUCUUGGAGCUGCAAGGACAGGGUCUGGGAAAACCCUUGCCUUUCUGGUACCGGCUGUUGAGUUGUUGUACAACAUCCGUUUUACUCCUCGAAAUGGGACAGGCGUUAUUGUCAUUUGCCCGACAAGGGAGUUGGCCAUACAGACACAUGCUGUAGCAAAGGACCUCCUGAAGUAUCAUUCUCAAACACUUGGACUGGUGAUUGGGGGUUCUGCUAGAAGAGGAGAAGCAGAGCGGAUCGCUAAAGGAGUAAAUCUCUUGUGCCUUAUGAUCGAUGAAGCUGAUAGGAUUUUGGAAGCAAAUUUUGAGGAGGAAAUGAAGCAAAUCAUUAAAAUUUUGCCUAAGGUGAGACAAACAGCUCUCUUUUCUGCCACACAAACGAAGAAGGUUGAAGAUCUUGCUCGCUUGUCGUUUCAGACAACUCCUGUCUAUAUAGAUGUUGAUGAUGGAAGGAGGAGGGUCACCAAUGAAGGACUACAGCAAGGCUACUGUGUUGUCCCUAGUGCUAAGAGAUUUAUUCUUCUCUAUUCCUUCUUGAAGAGGAACUUGUCAAAGAAAGUGAUGGUUUUCUUCUCCUCUUGCAAUUCUGUUAAAUUCUACUCUAAACUUCUCAGAUACAUCCAGAUCGAUUGUCUUGAUAUUCAUGGCAAGCAAAAGCAGCAGAAAAGAACCACAACCUUUUUUGAUUUCUGCAAAGCAGAGAAGGGUAUCCUAUUAUGCACAGAUGUAGCUGCACGUGGUCUUGAUAUUCCUUCUGUGGAUUGGAUAGUGCAGUAUGAUCCUCCGGAUGAGCCUAAU
Striga hermonthica is the source of this 1278-nucleotide messenger RNA. The record is from the annotation of a GenBank genome assembly. NCBI's taxonomy places the organism in Eukaryota, Viridiplantae, Streptophyta, Magnoliopsida, Lamiales, Orobanchaceae.